Molecule: messenger RNA, 1113 nt
Organism: Plasmodium falciparum 3D7
Lineage: Eukaryota; Apicomplexa; Aconoidasida; Haemosporida; Plasmodiidae
Gene: ClpP
Product: ATP-dependent Clp protease proteolytic subunit
Biological process (GO): proteolysis
Molecular function (GO): ATP-dependent peptidase activity; serine-type endopeptidase activity
Source: RefSeq, a predicted model, not a curated record
AUGAUAUAUUUAUUCUUAUUCCUAUUUUUGAUCUUAUUAAAAAAUAAGAAAAUACAAACUAAAAAAAGUAUAAAGAACUCGAAUAUUUUAACAUUCAUACCAUUAUCCAAAAAAAAUGAAAUUGUUAAAGAAAACAUAGGGAAACUAUUAACGUAUAAUUUACAAUAUGAUCAAGGAUAUACAAACUAUAAUAAAAAGGUAAGAAAAAUAAACGUACAUAAUAGCUCAUCAGAAUUCGCAAAUAAUAUUAACCUAGAUAUCGAAAAGCAAAAUAAUGAAAGAGCCAUUUUAAAAAAAGAAGAUUUAAAUUUUCAAAUAAAAAAUGACUGUAUAUCAAAGGAUAACAUAAAUAAAAAAAAAAUAAAAAAUAUGCAUAAUAAAGAUCAAGGAAUGAUACAACAUACCAAUACUAAUGAUAAUAUUGAUUACACCAAUAGUAACUAUAAUAAUUAUCUUAAUUAUGAUGUUAAAAAAAAAAAAAAUAAAAAAAGGAAAUAUUCAAAAGUCCAACAACAGAUUAUCACGAAUAAUGAUGAUAUUAAAGACAUGAAAAAAGAUGUCAAAUUAUUUUUUUUUAAAAAAAGAAUUAUAUAUUUAACAGAUGAAAUAAAUAAAAAAACAGCAGAUGAACUUAUUAGUCAAUUAUUAUAUUUAGAUAAUAUAAAUCAUAAUGAUAUUAAAAUAUAUAUUAAUUCACCAGGAGGUUCCAUAAAUGAGGGACUAGCCAUUCUAGAUAUAUUUAAUUAUAUUAAAUCAGAUAUACAAACAAUAUCAUUUGGUUUAGUUGCAUCUAUGGCAUCAGUGAUUUUAGCUAGUGGAAAAAAAGGAAAAAGAAAGUCUUUACCUAAUUGUAGAAUCAUGAUACAUCAACCUCUUGGUAACGCUUUUGGUCAUCCACAAGAUAUUGAAAUACAAACAAAAGAAAUCCUUUAUCUUAAAAAACUUCUAUAUCAUUAUCUAUCAUCAUUUACCAAUCAGACAGUCGAAACGAUUGAAAAGGAUUCUGAUAGAGAUUAUUAUAUGAAUGCACUAGAAGCAAAACAAUAUGGAAUCAUAGAUGAAGUUAUUGAAACUAAAUUACCACAUCCAUAUUUUAAUAAAGUAGAAAAAUAA